AUGUCUUCGGGGGGUCAGCGCAUCGAGUCGAGUUUAGAAUCUGGAUCUAGAUCCGAACAGGAAGUUUCUGGGAGUGCGAGCUCUUCUCCUGAGGUGUCUUCGAGGUCUGAUAGUCAAUCAGAUCGAGGAGAGUCUCCAUUGCUGGAGUUGGCGGAUCGAUUUUGUUCUGAUGGGGCAUCUCCGCGAGGCGAAUCUACGGAUCUUCAAAUAGUUCCUCUUGUGGAGCAUGAUGGCGAGCCUACUGAGCACGCCGAAGAAGAGGUUGGUGAAGGGGGCGAGGAGGAGGAUGAACAGGGCGAGGAAGAGGAACAAGGCGAGGAAGAAGAACAAGGCGAGGAAGCCAGACCUCGACGAAAAGGUUCCAAGCGCAAGGGAGCCAUCAAGAAUCGACUAGUUAACAUUCCGUCUCAGAUGACGGCUCAACGCCUCGAGGAAUUUCGGUUACGAUACAGUUUUCGAGGUGAGCUGAGGGCGCCAGGACCCGAGGAUCGACCAUGGCGGGCUCCGGAGGGCUGGGUUACGCUUUACGAGGCGUGGUUCAGUCUCUGUCAUCUUUGGGUGCCUUUGCCGAGGCUGUUGACCGAUUAUGUUGAUCGGAGAUGCAUUGCUUUCUCACAGAUCCUUCCUACGGGGAUCCGGUUUAUGGUCGCGGCUCUUUUGUUCGGGAGCGAGGUCGGGGUCGAUGUCGACUGGCGCUUCUUCGAGGAGAUGACUACCGUUCAGAAGAAUAAUUCGAUCCCAGGCACGUAUACGAUAAAGGCCAGGAAAGAUUGUUCCCUGGUUUACCCUGUCAACAGGAUGCCGAGCUGGGAGGCGUCCUUCUUUUAUGCAAAGGUGGAUGAGGCGCUGGUAGUUGAUACGACCAGAGACUUUAGGAUCGAGUGGAGCAGUAGCAUCGAGCGAAACGUCCAGCUCGAAGCUUUCCCGGAGAAAUUUCACGUGAAUAUUCAGAAGAUCAGGGCCGUUGGGAUACAGCAUUGGCCUGAUAUACAUCGUCGAAGAGUCGAGGCAGCCAUUACCCGUAUCACAAACGCUAGCUGGAGAAGGGAAAACCUUCUAAGGGAGAGGGCGAUUGAGAUGUCUCCGAUUCAAGUGAAUGCGCCUAGUCUCGCUGCGCGGAUCAGAGCUAGUCGUGGGAGCGGGGGAAAUAAAAAUCAGCAAUCCUCUGCUCAGUCAGGUCGCUCGACCCAAACGAUGGUACGUCGAGGGGCUGACGAGGUAGAGGCUCAGCAAGGCGGCGAUCUUGUCCAGGACCACGCUCAGACAAAUGAGCCCGAAGUGGCGGUUCAAGAGGAAAGUCAGCCGGUCGCCGAGGAAGCCGAUGAAACUGAGAGGCGUGCUAGGAGGGAGGCGAAGAAGUUGAGAAGAAAAGAGAAGAAGAAAAAGGAAAAGGAAGAGGUCGAGACCGCACGGCUUGCUGAGGAGGCAAGACAAGUCGAGGUCAACGAAGCGGCGGCAACGGAGGGAACGAGGAAGAGAUCCUCUGAUGAGGUGUGUGUAGGUGGUGAUCGCGAGGAGCCUGUUAAGAGGAAGGUCGGUCCCUCUGGCGACGAUAAGGUUCCCGAGGUCGAUUGGAGCUUCAAAUUUGAAUACCCCGAAUCUGGGGCACCCUUCGUCAACAACGCCGACAAAUGUGCCGAUCUCUUCGGCUUGAUAAGGGGAUCGACUUCCGAGGUUCCUGCUGGCGACGACGCGAUUUUCAAGGACAUGGCGGGCUUUGCCUUUAAGUUCAUCGCGAGCUGCAACCGCGCGCGAGGUCGAUAUCAUCGUACGAUUCGAGCUGCUGCUACGAAGCUUCGUAACGCUCAGUCCGCUGGACAAAGAGCCGUGGAAGAGCGGGAUGCCGCGAUUGCUCGGCGAAAGUUGGCUGAAGAGAAGUGGCAGGUCGAAAAAAGACGCGCUGUGCAGUUGGAAGAAGGUGUGAAGACGUUGACCGAUAAGAUCGAGGAGCUGAAGUUGGAGAAUCAGGAUCUGAUCAGCAAUCUUCAAACAGUCAACGAGGCGAAGAUUCAGGCUGAGAAGUCGGUUGCGUCUGAAGUAGCUCGCGCGUCAAGCGACAUGACGAGGAGAAGAUAG
Eutrema salsugineum is the source of this 2076-nucleotide messenger RNA. Its product is annotated as meiosis-specific protein ASY2-like. NCBI's taxonomy places the organism in Eukaryota, Viridiplantae, Streptophyta, Magnoliopsida, Brassicales, Brassicaceae. Bases 1 to 2076 code for a protein of 691 amino acids. The transcript is spliced from 4 exons. The record is from RefSeq and is a predicted model, not a curated record.